UGAUUGGAGAGUCAUAUCCAUAGAAGAGAGAGAAAAAUGACAAGUCAAAUCCUAUAUCCCAUGAAUGCGAACAAAUUUGAAGACACUUUUGUCCAAAGUUCAAAAAGUAGAAAGGUGCACACAAAUUCCAUAUUCCUUCCUCCACGACAAACCGCCUUUUCUCUAUCCCACUUCCCACCAUCCUCGCUUAAGCCUUCCUCCUCUCUCUCUCUCUCUACACAACAAUUUAGGGGAAAACCUCGUCUGUUUCUUUCAUUCUCGCACUUAUUAGGGCUGCCAUUCUCGAUUAGAUUCUUUGAUCUACGGAUUUUGCUUACAGAGAGAGAAAAAAAAAAAAAAAGAUUUUCACUUCAAAUCAGUUACCAAAUCCCCUCGUUUCUGCCCCAAAUGUUUCAAGAAGACGGAUCAUCAUCCGUGACCUCGUCGCCGCUGCAAAUGUUCCCGAUGAUGACGUCACCGCAUCCAUGGCUGAAGGAGCUCAAACCGGAAGAGAGAGGACUGUGUCUGAUCCAACUACUCGUGACCUGUGCAGGCCACGUCGCCUCAAACAAUCUCGAGAGUGCGAAUGCGGCCCUUGAUCAGAUCUCGCACCUCGCCUCGCCCUACGGCGACACGAUGCAGCGCAUCGCUUCCUACUUCUCCGAAGCCCUAGCCGAUCGGAUCCUCCGAUCCUGGCCCGGCGUUUACAAGGCCUUCAAUUCGACUAGGGUUCCGGCCGUUGCAGAGGAGAUCGCGGCGAGGAGGAUUUUCUUCGAGCUCCUGCCGUUUCUCAAAGUGGCUUCUGUAAUCAGCAAUCAAGCGAUCGUGGAGGCCAUGGAAGGGGAGAAGAUGGUUCAUGUAAUCGAUUUGAACGCAGCCGAGCCGGCGCAGUGGCGCGCGCUGAUUCGCGACCUAAGCGCCCGCCCCGAGGGCCCACCGCACCUCAGGAUCACGGCGGUGCACCACCGGAGGGAGGCGCUGGAGGAGAUGGCUCGGGUCCUCACUGAAGAAGCUGAGAAUCUGGAUAUCCCGUUUCAGUUCAACCCUAUCGUGGAAGUGAAAUUGGAGAAUCUUGAUUUCGAAAAGCUCCGCGUGAAAACAGGGGAGGCGCUGGCAGUUAAUUCGGUUAUGCAGCUGCAUACGCUCUUGGCCACCGGCGGUGAGGACGCUCGUGGUGGCGGCCGCAGUCCGAGUAACGACUCAGGCUCCUCGUCGCCACCACUGUCCGCCUCCUCCUACCACUCUCCGAGCAUGGAGAACUUCCUGAGCGCGAUAUGGGGUUUAUCCCCGAAAGUCAUGGUGGUGGCGGAGCAAGAUUCCGACCACAACGGGAGGAGCAUGAUGGAGAGGCUGUCGGAGUCGCUCUACUUCUAUGCGGCGCUGUUCGACUGCACGGAGUCGGCAUUGCCACGAGGCUCGCUGGAGAGGAUGAAGAUGGAGAGGAUGGUGUUGGGAGAGGAGAUCAAGAAUAUCGUCGCGUGUGAGGGGGCGGAGAGGCGGGAACGGCACGAGAGGCUCGAGAGGUGGAGCCGGAGGCUCGAGGUGGCUGGGUUCGUGGGGGCGCCGCUUAGCUACUAUGCGCUGCUGCAGGCGAAGAGGCUGCUGCAGAGCUACAAGUGUGAGGGUUACAAGAUUAAAGAGGAGAAUGGGAGUGUUGUGAUUUGCUGGCAAGAUCGGCCACUCUACUCUGUUUCGGCUUGGAGAUUUAGGAGGUGAAAAAUGAAAGUUCUUGGCCAAUUUUAGCUUGUGUUUUCUUCUUCUUCUUCAUGAUUAGUUCAUUUGUAGAUUGAUCUAUUUAUCUAUCGUGUGCAUAGUAGGUAUUGAUUGUGAUUUUAGGCCUUUUUCUUGCCCACUUUUGAGUGUUCGUUGAGUUCAAUGUUUGUAGAUGCUCCCAUUCGCAGUUUAAGUGUAAUACUAGAUUCAUCUAUAUAUAAAGGGACUUUCUUCAA
Salvia miltiorrhiza (redroot sage) is the source of this 1928-nucleotide messenger RNA. Its product is annotated as scarecrow-like protein 3. Bases 37 to 1695 code for a protein of 552 amino acids. Gene Ontology annotation, biological process: regulation of DNA-templated transcription. Gene Ontology annotation, cellular component: nucleus. The transcript has a single exon. NCBI's taxonomy places the organism in Eukaryota, Viridiplantae, Streptophyta, Magnoliopsida, Lamiales, Lamiaceae. Gene Ontology annotation, molecular function: sequence-specific DNA binding; DNA-binding transcription factor activity. The record is from RefSeq and is a predicted model, not a curated record.